This is a messenger RNA of Arachis duranensis, 2400 nucleotides long. RefSeq lists its product as uncharacterized. Gene Ontology annotation, molecular function: protein binding; FMN binding. The coding region runs from base 97 to 1848 and encodes 583 amino acids. The record is from RefSeq and is a predicted model, not a curated record. The transcript is spliced from 3 exons. Lineage: Eukaryota; Viridiplantae; Streptophyta; Magnoliopsida; Fabales; Fabaceae.
UCUCGAAUCCCUAAUUACCGAAAAAAAGAAUAUCGAAUCACUACCCAAGCGCCACCUUCUUCGACGGCUGCAUCAAAAUUGAGCUUGUAGCCAAUAAUGCCCCUUUGGUUGCCUUCGUUACCGGCGGAUGUAUCGGUAUCCUCUAUCCUGUCCAGCGUGGCCGCCGCCACGGUCACUGCCGCAUCCUUCUUCUCAAUCUACAAGACUCACAUCCGCCCGCACAAAGAGAAUCUCAUAACACUCCAUCAAGAGCAACCCAAACGCAAUCCUCGUGGCAAGAUCCUGUUCGUUUCGCAAAUCGGAUAUUCAACUGCAGAAGCCCUAGCGAAGCGCCUCUGCGAUUUGUUACAGUCCAAAGGCCUCGUUUUGGAGGUCGUAGAUGUUCGGACUUACGAUCCCGAAGACCUACCCAAGGAGAACCUCAUCCUCCUCCUUCAUUCAACUUCGUCUUUUUGGAACCUACCUAUCGGACCGUUCUCCGACAAUACCCAAGGAGCAAAGGUCUUCGCCAGUUGGCUCGUGCAUAACGCGGAGAGCUUUGGGAUCGGAGCGGUUGUUGUGAAGGCUUGCAAUUUCACUGCAUUUGUGGUGGGCAAAAGGGAUGGUAAGAAUUUGAUGGCUAAGGCCGCCAAUCAUUUUAGGGAUUUGGAUCACGUUAAAUACGAUUAUCAUUUUGAAGAGUGGUUGGGAAGUGUUGUUGCGACGGUUUCGGGAGAUACAGUUGCUAAUGGCAGGGAAUCUGAACCUGAGGAUGAUGUUGGUUGUUCUGAUCCAAAAAGCAUAUAUAUGUUGGUGGAAAAUGUGGAUGUAGUAGAUAGAAAAAGAACCUUCAGGCGCAGAAUGUUAAUUAUCUCUGAGGCCAAUGGAAGUGUUGAUCUUGAAGAUGGAGGUCCUGUAACUGCCCAAUGGCCUCUUGCAGAUGAUCUAAUAAUCGAUUCCAAAUUACCAAUUCUUCAAGGAUUUUGUUCCCUUGGUGGCAACUUGUUCACUGCUGGUGGUAUCAUGUGUAAUAAUGGACCAAAAUUUGAAUUUGAGCUGGAAUGGCAACAUUUUUUCCCUGCAAAAAUGUGGUGCCUCAAGUACGAAGGUUCUACUUGGAUUUGGAGUUUAUGCGGAAGCAUGUUCUACUACCGGAUGAAUCCCAUAGUGGUCCCAUACCACGGCAAAGUGUGCAUCUUUGGGGGUGACACUGGAGGUGGAUAUUGGGUUGAAAUCUACUAUCCAAAAUUAGAUUUAUGGGAAAAAAGGGAAGUGCCCGAAGAUAUAUACAUGUUCGAGAAUCCUAAAUCUUACUUUUUGUGGGAGGACAGAACGAAGCCUCGUAAGAAGACCCUCAUUGUGUUUUAUUGUUCUGUUGGUAAGGAGCAGUGGCUCGUCUCAUAUGAUUUCGAGGCCAACAUUUGGGAAGACCUUUGGUGGGAGUUACCGCUAAUUAGUGAUGAUUCUUAUCCAAGGAAACUCAUUCGUUUGGCAUGCAGUGAGUAUUUACUCAUUGUUGACUCUGCAGCUAAGUGGUACAUUUAUGACUCUUCUAAGGAGAAACUUGUGGCAGAUGUGCACGUGAAUGGUUUGGAAGAGCUGACUGGACGGGUGUCAUAUGUUUUCUGUUGCUACUACAGCAGCGAGGAAAGUCUGAUUUAUCUCUUCAUGGAACUAGAUGAAAAGGUUGUUGAGGAACGUGGUGGUGAUCUUGACCUUGUUCCUUAUGCUAGAGUCAAGCUCCACCAAAUUGAUGGUAAAUUUUCUGCCAAGGUUGAAUCCAAGGGUAAUCUUAAAGUUGGUUCCUAUAGCAAACUCUAUAUGUUUGCUGUUGGUGACCAAGACACUGAAUUAAAGAGAAGAUUGUAGCUUAGCUUAGUUUUGUGCAUCAUACUGGUGUGGUGGCCAUUAUAUUAAUAGGAAUAUGUUUUGUUGAACAGAGAUAUACCCCUUUAUUGUAGCUUAGGUUUGUGUAGGGAUCUUCAUUCUGGACUUGUGAGUUUGUUGCAUUGGAAUGGAAGAGGGAAGAUAUAGGUGGGGUUGGAUCUUAUUAAGCCUUGUCCUUUUGAUGCUCUUUGGGCACCCUAUGAUGAACACUCCUUUUUUCUCUUUGGAUUAUUGACUAUGAACAAAUUUCUCUUUAUUUGAUUGAUCCACACUUGUUGUUUCAUAAAUCAAUAUUAUUUUGAAUUGCGCAGUCUAAAUGUUUAAAGUAUACAAUACGUGUUAGCUAAAGUUGAAAAGCUUAAUACUUUUCCCAAUAAAAAAAUGGAAGGUAGUAGGUGGUUUAGAAAUUAAAGAUGACUAGCAAUGCUAAGAGUAAUUAGAGAUUUCUUGCUUUUAAGAUCAUAUAGGAAUUUUUUUCAUUGUUAAAUUAGAUAUGUUCAAAUUACAAAAGUUGGCUCUGCUAAGAUUUUAGUG